Molecule: messenger RNA, 197 nt
Organism: Ambispora gerdemannii
Lineage: Eukaryota; Fungi; Glomeromycota; Glomeromycetes; Archaeosporales; Ambisporaceae
Source: the annotation of a GenBank genome assembly
AAGUUGAGAAGGAUUCUGAGAUUCCUGGAUCGAGUUAUGGGAAUUUUAACAACGCGUUUGAUGAAUUGCAAGAAGAAACCACCGACGACAGAAAUAAAAGAGCAAGAAUAAAUUUUGGCGAGAAUUUGCAGCAGAUGAUGGAAUUGAAGCGAAAAUAUGAUCCAAAUGUUCUUUUUGAUAAAUGGAUUGUUGUGUGA